CAGGAAAAGGGCGGGCGCAAAGCAGCGAAAGGGGCGAGCACACUCAAACCGCAGCCGGGAAGGCUGGCAACCAAGGACCGACGAGGUUGGGCCUGGAAGCACCUGCGCGACCUCCUGAGGCAUCUCCAGGGGGGCGGAUUAAAGUCCAUGCCUCCGGUGGGCGUGGGGCUGGGGCUUCGCGGUUGGAGGCUGCCCGGCGGGGAGAUGGAAAAGAUGUGGGAAGCGGAAUGCUGCUGCACGGGAAGCCGAGAGGGCGCGGCCACCACCUUGCAGCCGCCAGAGAAUUUGGACGCCCGCCGCCCAAGCC
Amoebophrya sp. A120 is the source of this 307-nucleotide messenger RNA. The record is from the annotation of a GenBank genome assembly. NCBI's taxonomy places the organism in Eukaryota, Dinophyceae, Syndiniales, Amoebophryaceae.